ACAUUCGGACAUUGUUACACUGAAUGCCAGAAAAUGCCGAGGAAAACGAAGUAACCAUAAGCUAGCGCUAAGCUGAAUGCAGUUUGAUAAAGAAUAAGUGACGAAAAGCAAAUUCUACAGAAAUCUUAGGAAUCAAUGCUGGUCCAACAAUGUAUGAAACUUUUCUGACAGGUGUUGCUUCCAGACUUCCAGAAUCAGAAAACAUUGAUGAGUUCUGGGAAAACUUAAUUCUGGGAAAAGAUUUGAUAAGAGGAACAAGAUGGCCAAGGGAACUCCAUGGCACACCUCCAAGAGUAGGAUUGAUAAAGAAUAUUGAUAAGUUUGAUGCAGAAUAUUUCAAUUUAGAGGAAAAUGAGGUUCAUCACAUGAAUCCCAUGUUGCGACACUUAUAUGAGGUUUGCUGUGAGUGUGUUGUGGACUCAGGCCUCAGUUUGCCCGCGCUACAGAAUAACACCACAGGACUUUAUCUAGCCUGCUUUCUACCUGACAGUGAUGCUCUUGAAACAUCAAGAGAAACCAUCUCAAAGCUAUGCACAACAGUACCUAUGAUGGCUGGUCAUCUGAUGGAAUACUUUAGCUUCAACGGUCCUAUGAUGACGGUGGACACAGGAUGUAGCUCCAGUUUGUCUGCUCUGGAAAUGGCUGUCAGUGAUCUAAAUGCUGGAAAAUGUCAGUUUGCUAUGGUUGCAGGUGUCAACCUUUUGCUUAAUCCAAGUUAUUUUCAACAAAUGGUGCAGCUGGGCAUGCUCAACCCCUCUGGCCACAGCAAUGUGUUUGAUGCCAAGGCUGGGGGAUAUGUCAGGGCCGAGGGGGUGGUGGCAGUUUUACUCACAAGGAAUGUUACCAUUUGCAAACGUGUGUAUCUGAGUAUGAUUGACAUUCUCACCAACUGUGAUGGCUUCAAAUCAGAAGGAAUCACCUUUCCAAAUAGUCAGUCUCAAGCAAACUUGAUGUCUACAAUUUACAACAGAAAUGACAUUGAUGUUAACAAUGUAGCAUAUGUAGAGGCUCACAGCACUGGUACUAAGGCUGGGGAUCCAGUGGAAGCAAGUGGUAUAGUCCAGGCCCUCUGUGAGGGCAGACACAAACCUUUGUUGGUUGGGUCAGUCAAGGCUAGUAUGGGGCACAGUGAGGCUACUGCAGGUUUAGCGAGUUUGGUGAAAUGCAUCAUGAUAGCAAGACAUGGAACUAUUCCACCACAGAUCAAUUUUAAUUCACCAAACCCUAAAAUAGAUGGAAUUUCACAAGGAAAGAUCAAAGUGGUGGACAAAGCAAUGCCUUUAACCGAUGGAUACAUAAGUUUGAAUUGCUUUGGAUAUGGAGGUGCCAAUGGGCAUGCCGUGUUAAAGCCUUACAGAAAACAGCAGACUUACAAAGAUGUAACACAUAGUCUGGUUACCAUCCAUGCCAGAAAUGAGAGAGAAAUGGAGUCUAUUGUGGACUUUGUCAGGAAGAAUAGGAAGAGUGUCUCUUCACUGGCUCUGUUGUCCAAUUCCUGGCUGUCACAUGACCCCAAAAGACCCAUUAGAGGAUACAUAAUAGCAGAACAUCAAAAUAAUGGUAUUAGCCAUAAGGUGUCUAAACACAUCUCCUUGAUUCCAUCUGUAUGGCUGUUGUUAAGAGAUGUUAUGUUUGAGAAGUUGGCCCCUUCACCAUCUCUCCUAGAAAAUCCUGUUUUCAGGAGAUCAAUUCAAGCUUCUCAGGAGAUUCUGACCAGAAUAGAUGAAACAUUUCAACUGACACAAAUGCUGACUAAGGGACCUGCUGCAUGUCAAAUAAAUGAGAGAAUUGUCCUUGCCAUUUCUUCAUUAAUAGGUUUAGUAGACACCGUUACAGAAGGAAAUGUCCCCGUUCAGGGAGUAGUGGGGUGUGGUCUGUCAGAAAUUGUAGCAGGAUACAAAGAUGGCUGCCUUGACAGAGAGCAGUGUGUUCGAUUAGCAUACUUGAUAGGACAGCAAAUAGAGGCAUGCUCAAAAACAGAUCAUCAGGGGAGAUAUUCUGUUUAUAAAACCACUUUGAAUCCUGAGGAUAUCUACUGUCUUGGGCCCUUCACCAGAGUCCUCUCAGUGAUUGGUCAAGACACGUUUGUCAUAGCAGUGGACAACAAACAUAAAGACGGGGUGUUAAAAACCAUUCAUGAUAAAGGCGGUUAUUAUUCAGAACUAAAAGACAGACUUCCUCUGUGCAGUGAUUGGAUGGAAGGUUUGGUUGAUGGUAUAGAGGAACAAGCCCAGGAGAUUUUAAACAGCCCUAAAUGCAGAUCAAAGAAUAUGCUGAGCCUGUCCCAGGACUAUGCCUAUGGUUGCCAGUCCAGAGUUAAGAGUUUGUUGGACUGGGAUUAUCUGAGAAGAGUUCUGCUCACCCCAGCCACAGUCACAAGUUUGAUGGCCACUCUGCCAGCUGACACGAGUUUAGUGGACAUCAACCUUUCCAGGCUCACUGAUCCCAAAAGACUGGAGAAACAUUUUGUCUUUGACCCUAUUGUGUGUGCUGGGGAUCUGAAAUCUGUCCUGAGGAUGCUGGGAGAGAUACACUUAUUAGGUCAUGAUAUAUCAACACAGUGUUUAUAUGAUGUGUCCUUCCCCCUGGAUGUCUCUGCUCCUUCCUUAAGUCCGUUGGUAAAGUGGAACCACAGUGAAUCAUGGCUGAUACCGGAAUGGCCAGAAUUCUAUUGCAGGGUGAAGGAUGAUGUGGAGGUGCCGUAUACCAUUAGUGAUCUGGAGACGGAAGGAAUCCACUCCAAACAGGGGGUGCUGUUGUACCAUGCCUUGAUUGCUAUCAAUGAAAAACACAACAAGACACAUGAGCUGACCAGUGGUAUGGAGUUGCUGGACAUGGUGUGGACAGUGGAGGAGAUUGACCAUGAGGACAUUGACAGCACUGACUCUAUACAUGUACAGACUGGCGGCAAAUCAUUUGUCGUAGAGAAAGGAGAAACUGUACUGCUUUCUGGGAAGUACAGGAUAUAUGAACCAGAAGAAAAGGUCAUUUUACCCAAAAUUCCUGGCUAUGAUCUCGAUGUCAAUGAAAAUCUAAAGGGAGGUGAUGAAGACAGAGUUUUUAUGCAAAAGACAGAAAUAACAUGGGAGGAUAGCUGGUUGGAUUUUUUAGACACACUUUUGGAGUUCUCCAUGCAGUGGCUUGAUGGACCAUUGUUCAGGAUGUGGGUGGAUCCAGCUUCUCAUAUGAAGAAGAUAAAGGACUGCGCUAAUUUGUUGGCAGUGUUGGAGGGAAAUACAGGACUCUGUAAGGCAGGUGAUCUGGUUUUACACACUAAGGUCAGUCAGUCGAGGAAUAAGGACAGGGAGAAAGCUGUCAAGUUAAACGGAAUGGAGAAUUCCAAAGUGAGUCUGCUGAUGCUGUACACCAUUGAAUCAGUUGCCCCUGGUAACCACAGAGUGUUGAUGUAUCAGGGAGAAAACGCAAAGGAAGAAGUCAAUGGAAUUAUCUCAAUUACAGAUGAUGAGAUAGUGGGGCAGGAGUUCCCCCUCAGUAUGGGCUGGAGCCCAGAAGAUCUGGAGCAGCUGAUUCCAUACAUACUGGCAGUCCACCUACUGCUGGAUGUGGCCAAAAUCAAAGAGAACCAGACCCUGCUUAUAAUGCCUCCUAUUGAUACCCUGUGUAUAUACUUGAUGGCAAUAGCCAAUGAACUGGAGGUCAGUAUAUUUACCUCCAGUUUUGAUGCGGAGAUCCGUAAUGUCAUCAGCAAUCUGUUCCCCUAUGUCAGGGUAGUGGCUGGAGAAAGGUUAGAACAAAACAUCAAGACCCUAACACAAGGGGAAGGCUGCGAUGUUGUCAUCAAGUUUACCAGUUCAGAUUUCCAGUCAGCGAUUAAUCUGACAUCAGCCAAUGGUAAGUUGAUCUGCUGUACCCUGCCCAGCCCCCGGGAGGAGGUGACCCUCACCAAGGACUGCUCCCUUAUUGUCCCUGACCUCUCCAAGGCCGUCAACAGCUACAUACAGAAAAGUCCACAGGAAAUACAGCUAUUUUUAUACAACAUGCAAAAUGGAUCAGUGGCAGAGAUGUCCAGAGAGGGUUUUCCGGAGGUCCAAGGACUGAAGUAUGUUUUGGCAGAUCGUUCUAAUUUCACCCGCCCUGUGGAGUUGAGUCAAGUUCUGUCAAUUAUUGAGGAUCCCAUUGUGAAUCUGAGUAACCAGGGUAUAGCGGAGAUGAUGGAAGCUGAUGCCAUUGCCAUGCAUAGGUUACAGACUGCAAUUACAACAAAACCCAAAGACUUCUUACUUCUUGCAAAUGAUAGCUCAGACAAAGAGAACCAGUUUGACAGCUUUAAUCCACUGAAUAUUGCCCAGGUACCUACCCCUAAACUCCCCACAUCUGAGGCACGGGAUGAAAUCAAGCUUAUUUAUCUGCCAGAGGUCAGUCUCCAGGAUUACGACGAAGUAUUUAACUCCUCAACAGAAGAGUGUGUCACUCCUUUCCUUCCAACACCCAUUAUCACUAUCACAGAUGAGACUGACACAGGUUCAAAAGUCAUAACCUCCACUCCUGUGCAUGGAUUGGCUGUGGGUCAGAGAAAGAAUCUGAUGCCUCCUUCUUUGAAAGAGACCACAGGAAAAAUGGCUCAGUUAACUAUUCCUAGGUUAACUAUUCCUUCAGCAAUUUCCAGCUUCAAGAAAGGGACCAAGAUGAGCCUCAUUAUAUAUCCCUCACCAACACCUCUAGCCCUAACCCCAGCUCUUAAAACACUCCUGACCCCACAAACCAAUGAACCUACCAUUGUGCCUCUCAAUGAGGAGGAAAAACAGCCAGCAAUGUUUUGUGUUCAUCCUAUCACUGGUAAGCUAAAACUGCUGAAACCCUUAGGGAGUUUACUUCAGUACCGAUGUUAUGGGAUACAAAGAACACAUAUUACCCCGCAAGAUUCUAUUCCCAGUGUGGCUAGCUAUUACAAGAAUGCAGUGCAGAUGUAUCAAGAAAAUGGUCCUUACUUUCUGAUUGGUUAUUCAUUUGGGUCAUUCAUUGCCAUAGAGAUGGCCAUUCAGUUUCAGGAACAAGGGUCAAAAGUAGGAUGUUUGAUUCUUCUUGAUGGGGGUCCAGCUUAUUUUCACAAUCAGUUCAGCCAUGGAGUUCAGGCAGCUUCAAAAGAAGAGGAAAUGGACUAUCUGGAGUGUGGUGCUCUUAUAAACUUUCUGCAGAUGUAUGCAGCUGUUCCCAGUACUAAACUGAUUCUGAAGAUCCUGCUCUCCUUGAAGACUUUACCAGAGCGCAUUGAUCUGAUCUUAGAUAUGACGUUUGGACGUGUUAUUGUCAGUCCAAAUCCAGCGAAAUCAAGGUGGCUGAUUGCCAAACAGAAAAUAAAAAUGAAGGGUUUUAUUACUCCCCCUAAGAUGUAUGGCUUCAGUGAUGCAGCAGAAGAACUGGUCCGAUUGAAACGGAGGGAAGCUGCCAAAGAUUUUGUGACCAGUGUAAAGAUUGGCUACAAAUACCGCAAUACGGGGCAAAAAUUUCAAGGAGAUAUCCAUUUAUUACGCAUUAAGACUGAUCUCCCACUUCCCACCCCGAUCCCAAUGGAUUAUGGACUGAAAGACUGGUGCACUGGAAAUGUGAAUGUGAGGUUUUACAAUGGAACACACGAGUCCUUCCUCAAAGAUGAUGAUGGAAAGGCUGUGGCCAAGGAAAUCAUGGAAAUUAUAAAGGACUGUUAAGGCUGAAAACUGCAAAAAUCAGGGGUGCAGUCCUCCAUAAAAGCUGCUGAAGUUUGAAUCAGUUUCAAACCACACUUAAAAUUUUAUGAACUUUUGAUAUUAUGUCUGAAAUGUUUGUACUUAACACUUUGGAGAAAAAUAUUUGGCAAUAUGUACAUAAAAAAUAUUCAGUAAAAAUUGUUGAUAUUUAUUAAAUGCUAUCUGAU
Molecule: messenger RNA, 5872 nt
Organism: Saccostrea cuccullata (small rock oyster)
Lineage: Eukaryota; Metazoa; Mollusca; Bivalvia; Ostreida; Ostreidae
Product: fatty acid synthase-like
Exons: 36
Coding region: 150-5666 (1838 amino acids)
Biological process (GO): fatty acid biosynthetic process
Molecular function (GO): 3-oxoacyl-[acyl-carrier-protein] synthase activity; fatty acid synthase activity
Source: RefSeq, a predicted model, not a curated record